CUUAGUUGUAAAUAAAAGAAAAAGGAAGGAAUUCGAUUUAAAAGUGGUUAAUACAAGAAACAUCAGAAUCGUCUGGCAGGGCUUCUCUGCUAAAUAAAGCUUCUAAAAUAUAACUUGCUUUAGAAUAUAGAGUCAAAACAGAUCAGAAAGAUGACAACAAGGAAGACAGCGGACCAAAGACAAGAUCUGAAACCCCUCCCAAAAAAAGAUCGGGAGAAAAAAGAUAAACAGGAAAAGAGACUAUCAAAUUUUUUUAAUGCUCCUGCAGAUAAAAGUAUCGUGGAAAUCUCUUCAAUACUAACACCAAACAAAUUGAUUUUGAGUAAGGAAAUUGGAGAAUACAACAAAACAGAGUUACGGGAAUGUAUAGAGGAACGACAAAUGAUUACUCCUGAGUACUUAAAAGAAUGUUUAGACCAACAGUUUGAACAAAUAAAAAUAGAAAUGCAGGGGAGCUUUGCCAAUUUAAAGCAAGAUAUAUUGUCAAUUGGACAAAGGGUUAAAGUCCAUGAACAAAAAAUAGAAAGUUUGGAAUUUCUUCUACAGAAAUAUUGUGAGACCAUCGAGAAACAACAAAUGAAGAUAAAUGAUCUUGAAGAGAGAACUACAAAUAUAGAGGACAGAGGCAGAAGAAAUAAUUUGAGAAUAAGAAAUAUUCCUGAAUCUAUUUUACAAGAAAAUCUGGCAGUAUAUCUCACUGAGUUUUUUACAAACCUUAAAAUAAAAAUUGAUGAGAAAAUUGACUUUCUUGAAAGAAUUCACCGACUUUACAAACCAAGAACACUUCCAGACGAUCUUCCAAGAGACGUAAUCAUAGCCUGUCAUUCAUAUUCAUUUAGAGAAAAAAAUUUAAAAGCAGCAAGACAAAUUGGAAGAGACCAAGAUAAAUUUAAAGACAUAAAGGUCUUUCCAGAUCUGUCUUUUCAGACAAGGAAAGCGAGGAAACAAUUUUUGCCAGUUACUCUCCGGUUAAGGGAAAAUAAUUUAAAAUAUCGUUGGGGUUUCCCCACUAAACUUAUAGUUACUAAAGAUGGGAUUACACAUACAUUUGAUUCACUUGAUUAG
Messenger RNA from Pelobates cultripes (western spadefoot toad), 1065 nucleotides. NCBI's taxonomy places the organism in Eukaryota, Metazoa, Chordata, Amphibia, Anura, Pelobatidae. The record is from the annotation of a GenBank genome assembly.